UGGAGAACGAUGGCCCGUAUCUCUUUGGACUGUACCAGCUCUUUACCAGGGAUCCCCCUCAGUGUGCUGUCAGUGCCCAUGGAGAAUAAGUACAAAUGUCAGCAGUGUCUCCAGGUCCUGAGGAAGCCUGUCCAGGCUCAGUGCGGCCACCGCUUCUGUGUUCACUGCUUCAAGCAGCUCACCAGCUCUGGCCCAAAGCCUUGUGAAGCCUGCCGUCAAGAGGAGAUAUAUGAGGAGCCAAUUUCCAUUCUAAAUAGCAAUGAGGCAUUCCCAGACAAUGCAGCAGGCAGAGAAAUUGCAAGUCUGCCUGCCAGGUGUUUGAACCAAGGCUGCAAUUGGACAGGAUCUAUAAAAGAGUAUGAGGCUCAGCACGAAGGUCGCUGUGAAUGAAGGAUACAAUGCGAGGCCUGCCAAAACUUCAUCCUUCGUACGGAAAAAGACAGACACAACGAGAGAGAAUGUGAGGCCAGAACUCUCAACUGCAAAUACUGCAAAGUGACAUUCAACUUCAAAGACAUCAAGGUAAGCAGCCCAUGAGAAAUCUGUGUGAAGUUCCCACUGCAAUGCAAAGACUGUGGCAAGAAAAAAAUCCCCAGAGAAAAGUUCAGUGACCAUAGCAAGUCCUGCGCCAAGUCAAAGAGCGCCUGUCCGUUCAGCGAAGUGGGCUGUAAAUCUGUGAUAGAGAACGGGAAGCUCGGCGACCAUGAGCACGGCAGCACCAUGGAGCACUUGCGUCUGCUGCUGCCGAUGGUUCUGUCUUUGACUCGGACUCGUGCAGAGGCUGCUGGUGCCGGGGAGUGGCAGGAGGACUCUGGUCUGGGUCUGUACAGAGCUCCUGAGGAGGGAGCCGGAGCUGCAGCCUCCGUGCAACCCGUGGGUUUGGAAAAAAAGGUGAACGCUUUAGAAAACAUCGUGUGUGUCCUUAACCGGGAAGUGGAGCGCAGUUCAGUCACAAUGGAGGCUUUCUCGCAUCAGCAUCGUUUAGAUCAAGAAAAAAUUGAAAAUCUGUCAAACAAAGUGCGACAGCUGGAGAGGACGCUGACUAUGAGAGACUUGCAGCUCUCCGAGACUGAACAGCUGGUCAGAGAGCUCCAGUUCUGCACUUUCGACGGAAUAUUUGUGUGGAAAAUCUCAGACUUCUCACGGCGUAGGCAGGAUGCUGUGGCUGGCCGAGCACCUGCGAUGUUCUCACCAGCAUUUUACUCCAGCAAAUAUGGCUACAAAAUGUGUCUGAGGCUGUAUCUGAACGGGGACGGGACGGGUCGGGGAACGCACCUUUCACUGUUCUUUGUCGUCAUGAGGGGCAAGUGUGACGCUCUGCUCAAAUGGCCGUUCAGCCAGAAGGUGACUCUGAUGCUGCUGGAUCAGAACAAUAGGGAGCACAUCAUUGACGCUUUCCGCCCGGACGUGACCUCCACGUCCUUCCAGCGGCCGAUCAGCGAGAUGAACAUCGCCAGCGGCUGCCCUCUCUUCUGUCCUCUGGCCAAACUGGCCGGCAAGAGUCCGUAUCUGAGAGACGAUACCAUUUUUAUCAAAGCCAUUGUAGAUCUUACUGGCUUAUGAGGUGUAAUCUGUGGAAGUUGCACCAAAACCCAAAAACAAAACUCUAGAUUUAUAAUAAGAAUAAAAAUAAUAAGGAUAAUUAAUUAAAUACAUAUAUAGUAAAUAUUAUCACAUAUCUGCACUAUAUAUUAAUACUGAUAGUUAAUAUUCGUUGCUACAUUAUGUGGAUGUGGAGAAUAUGGUGGAGGAACAGUAAUAACCGAGGGGUCAGGAAUUAUUUAACCUCUUCUAAUGUGACCUUCUCUAUCUUCUAAUCCUCUAAUGAAUAUUUUUAUCAAAUAUAUCUCCCUUAUGUUAUACAUAUAUGAAUAUAUACAAUAUUAUAAUGAUUAUUUUACUUUACUUUGGAUUGUGUGAUUCUUCUCAUACUUUUAACUGUCCCGUGUUCCUCCAAAAAAUACUGUUUUCUUGUCUGAAGAAAAUUCAGCAAAAAAAAUUCCCCAAAUUUCUGAAAAUUUGCAAAACCUUCAGAAAGAAAAUUCCAAUAAUUCCUUAAAAAUUUCCCUUAAAAGUUUUAUUGUAAAAAAAAAAAAAUUCCCCAAAUUGGGCAAGAAAGUUCUUGUAAAUAUUUUCAAAAAAUGGAUAAAAUCUUUCAAAAAAUUUGUAAAAAUAUCAGUGAAACUUCUAAUAUUUUCUUUAAGAACAUUCACACAAAAAAUCAACCAAAAUCCAGCGAAAUUCGCUGGAUUUUGGUUGAUUUUUUUGUGUGAAUGUUCUUAAGAAACUUUUUUAACAUUCUUUUUUUCCCACCAAAAAAAUGUUCAAAAAUUUCCCAAAAAUGCUGAAGACGUGGACAUCAGAAAUUUCACUGUGAAAUAAUAUUUAUUCCACAUUUUCAAACUUUAAAACAAGGGUUAAGCAGAUUAAAUGUUGUCAGUUUGAGCUAAAAUAGCAACUCUGAUUAGUAUCUCUCUGUGUGAAUAGCGUGUUUAUUGUUAUCUUGUUUGGUUUUAAUGCAACACUGAACACAUUUUUGCCUUCAUCCCACCUUUUAUGUUAAAUGAGUAUGUAUGUAACCAAACAUAAAUAAUAUGUUGACAGUCUACCAUUUAAAUAUAAUCAUUAAACAAUUUAAGGCCAUUAUAAAACAUUACUGGAGUGUAAUGCUUCCACCUGUAGAACUUUAUUUUGCAAUAAAGGACAUGUAGCACAUUUUGUGGUUUUAGCUUCUUUUUUAAAACAGUUUUCUGACAUUUUAUAGAUAAACAACACGCUGGUUGUUUGACUCAUACGCAUUAUUUACUUGAGACUAAAUGUCACAAAUGUUUCUGAGAACUCAUUUAUCACCCUGCUUAUGAUGUUGCCGUUUCUCGAUAGCCUCAUGUCAGCUCGAUGAUUUUCCCCUGUGGGAGCCUGUAAGUGAUUCCUGUAGUGAUGCUUUUAGGUGCUUUCUGUAAAACGAUACAACGAUGCAUUUCGUACCACAAACCAGCAGCGACUGGAAGCGUUUUUCCACUGCAAAGAAAAGAACUGCAUGAGGAAAUGGAGAUUUGUUAACUCGGUUAUCUUGUUAGUUGCACUUGUGCUUUGAAAUGGGGACAGGAUGUACGGUUCCGUUGUGCUAUGUGUGUUGAUAUGUGUGCAUUUGUGGUUGUGUUUGAGCAACAUAUCGCAAAGGAACAGUACAUCAUGUCCACAUUCCUGAAAACAACGUACACGUGCAUGUUUAAAAUGUUAUCUUUAUCUUCAGAAGGUGAGCUACGUAACCUGCGAGCUCAAUUUUUCUUUUACUCAGAGGGAAGUCUUUCAGAUACAACUUUUUUAAAAUGCUCUUUGUUGCAUUAUGGGAAUUGUUCAUUCUGAGGACAAGAAGUCAGAAUAUCUCAGCCAUUAGUGCUUCAACUUUGACUUGUAUUCUUAUUGAUUUGCUCCAUGUCUUCUAAGUCACCUAAUUUUAUGGAAGUGCAAUGAAAUAAUCCUUCAAGAAGUGUAUGAGCAACUUGAAAUAAAAGCUAAAUGAUUCUGUU
Acanthochromis polyacanthus (spiny chromis) is the source of this 3530-nucleotide messenger RNA. It is a transcript of the gene traf2b, whose product is annotated as Tnf receptor-associated factor 2b. Gene Ontology annotation, cellular component: cytoplasmic side of plasma membrane; plasma membrane signaling receptor complex. Gene Ontology annotation, molecular function: ubiquitin-protein transferase activity; tumor necrosis factor receptor binding; ubiquitin protein ligase binding. The record is from RefSeq and is a predicted model, not a curated record. Gene Ontology annotation, biological process: regulation of apoptotic process; positive regulation of canonical NF-kappaB signal transduction; activation of NF-kappaB-inducing kinase activity. NCBI's taxonomy places the organism in Eukaryota, Metazoa, Chordata, Actinopteri, Pomacentridae.